AUGUACACCUUUCCUCAAGAGCUCAUCGACGCCGUGAUCGAUCAGUUACACGGGGACAAACCUGAAGCUGUUCGGGACCUUCUGUCGUGUUCACUAGUCUCUCGGGCAUUCGCUUCAUGCACCAGGACCAUCCUUUUUGAAGAUAUUGCCUUGAGGAACUCAGAAGACUCAGACCGCUGCUUUCAUGCCUUUCUCGCAUCCCAGCGCAGCGCUGGUCCAGUAGUGAAGGCGCUCCUGGUGGAGCCCGAUAACGAAGAAUGGGAUAUUGCUGCUGACCCUUGUCUAGAGCACAUCCUGUCGUUGUUCCCGAACCUCAAGACAGCCAAACUGUCACGGAUGAAUUGGGGUCACUUUCCGACCAAACUCCUUACGGCCUUGUUCUCUGCGCCACAGCUUUAA
Desarmillaria tabescens is the source of this 399-nucleotide messenger RNA. RefSeq lists its product as uncharacterized. Bases 1 to 399 code for a protein of 132 amino acids. NCBI's taxonomy places the organism in Eukaryota, Fungi, Basidiomycota, Agaricomycetes, Agaricales, Physalacriaceae. The record is from RefSeq and is a predicted model, not a curated record. The transcript has a single exon.